Molecule: messenger RNA, 4469 nt
Organism: Oreochromis niloticus (Nile tilapia)
Lineage: Eukaryota; Metazoa; Chordata; Actinopteri; Cichliformes; Cichlidae
Product: volume-regulated anion channel subunit LRRC8C
Exons: 3
Coding region: 250-2673 (807 amino acids)
Cellular component (GO): cytoplasm
Molecular function (GO): protein binding
Source: RefSeq, a predicted model, not a curated record
CGAACUGCAGUAAUCACAUUAACGACGUAUAGAUUACCUGAAGUGUGCCUCUGUAAAGUCAGCGCUCACAUGCGUUGAACAUGCUCGCUGACAGUGGUUUUAUUUUGAAAGGCUCGCUGGGAUGUGCCACGUGAUUUCUCGCGAGCUUCACACCGGUGAGCGCCUCUGAAAGUGAUGAAAAAAAACCCUGGCCACUGCCACCGGACACCAGAGGAUCCUGUGUGAGCGCAGUGUGGAGCAGCAGCCAGGAUGAUCCCAGUGGGUGAAUUCAGAUCCCUCGGCACAGAGCCAAACUCGAAGUAUAGGGUCCUGAAACCAUGGUGGGAUGUUUUCACAGAGUAUCUGUGCAUUGCUAUGCUCAUGAUUGGAGUCUUUGGAUGCACCUUGCAGCUCACCCAAGACAAGAUUGCAUGCCUGCCAAGCCACUUCACCAGUCCAACACCAAAAGCAAUUGACUGCAGCAACAUCAGCGGUUAUGGGGACAAUGAGAAGUUGCAGCACACACUGGUGACCCCGGCGAGCCCCAUCAUAGUGGAGGUGUUUGGGCGGAAGAACAAUCUGGACAUUCAUCAAUACGUGUUUGUCAACAACUAUUGCUAUGAGAGGUCUGUCCACUGGUAUGCAAAGUACUUUCCGUACCUUGUGGUUAUCCACACCAUAAUCUUCAUGGUAACAAGCAGCUUCUGGUUCAAGUUUCCUGGGACAUCUUCUAAAAUUGAUCUCUUUGUCAACAUUCUUGAGAAGUGCUUUGACUCACCCUGGACCACAAGAGCCCUGAGUGAAGUUUCCGAGGAAAGAGGCGAGGAGAAGCUAGUCAACUGGAGGAGGAACACUAUGACUAAAGGCUCCACAGAGCGACAAAUGGAUGAAGAGGAGACUGUGGGCCUCCUUCGCUCCUGCUCUGUGAAGUCUAAUCAAGAAAAGAAAAGUGCAGAACCGAAGUCUACCCCCUCUUUGUUGGAUAAGAAGGAAGGAGAGCAAGCCAAAGCUCUGUUUGAAAAGGUGAAGAAGCUCCGAACUCAUGUGGAGGAAAAAGACAUUUUGUACCACAUGUACGUGCUGCAAACUUCAGUAAAGGUCAUCCAUUUUCUUUUGAUUAUUAUUUACACCGCAUUGCUGGUACCUAACAUUGAGAUAGUUGUGCAGUGUUUGGUUCCGCCUGAGCUGACUGGUUUUGAUAUCUAUUGCUGUAACCACAACAAAGCACAUCUUUUCUCCAAGCUUGCCUACUGCUAUAUCUGCUUUGUGGCCGUAUUUGGACUUCUGCGUAUCUAUACCCUCUACUGGCUUUUCCAUCGACCUCUAAAGGAGUACUACUUUGAGCAUGUCAGACUGGAGACCGGAAUUAAUGACAUACCUGAUGUGAAGAAUGAUUUUGCCUUCCUCCUGCAUCUUGUGGACCAAUAUGAUGCUCUUUAUUCUAAAAGGUUUGCUGUCUUUCUUUCUGAAGUCAGUGAGAGCCGCCUCCAUCAGCUUAAUCUAAACUACGAGUGGACUGACAAAAAGUUGCGCACGCGUCUAGCCAGGAACACCAGAAACCGUCUGGAGCUACACCUGUUAAUGUUACCGGGGCUUCCAGACACCGUUUUUGAGAUUCCCGAACUGGAAUCACUCAAACUCGAGCAGAUGAAGAAUGUCACCAUACCGGCUAGUAUAGCAAAGCUAGAGUCUCUCCAGGAGUUAUCAAUGGUCUACUGCCCUGCAAAGCUCCAAGUUGCUGCCCUAAACCACCUGAGAGAACAUUUAAAGAUUCUAUAUCUAACCUUUGAGCAUUUAGAAGAGGUUCCUGUGUGGAUGUACACGUUACACUGCCUGGAAGAGCUCCACCUGGAAGGUCCUUUAACCAACGAGGUGUCCAAAAGUCCCAUUCUGGAUUCCUUUAAAGAGCUUAGAGCUUUGAGGGUCCUCACUUUUCGCUCCAAACUUACAAAGAUCCCCUCCAGCAUAGCAGAUGUUGUGUUCCAGUUGCAGCGCUUGCGUAUCUACAAUGAAAGUGUCAGGGUCCAGGCUUUUAGCAUCCUGAAGAAGUUAACCAACUUAGUUUCACUGGCAUUAGUGGGCUGUGAGUUGGAGCGCAUCCCGAGUGCUGUCUUCAGCCUGAGCAAUCUGCAGGAGCUGGACCUGAGGGAAAACAAACUCACUACUGUGGAGGAGAUCCUAAGCUUACAGCACUGCAGGCAUUUAGUGACACUUCGGCUAUGGCACAAUAAAAUCUCAUACAUCCCUGAACAUAUAUCUAAGCUGCAUACCUUGGAGACACUGGACGUUAGCUGGAACAAGCUAGGGAAGCUUCCCUCUCGGCUCUUCUACUGCACCAAACUCCGGCACCUCGACAUCUCUCACAAUCAACUCACCUCUCUCCCUUCUGAAGUGAACAUCCUGCAGGGCCUGCAGUUCUUCUCCGCAGCUUUCAACUCCUUAGAGACAGUGCCAGAAGAGCUGUUCUCCUGUAAAAGGCUAAAAACGCUGAUUCUUGGUAACAACCGCCUUUCACACCUCAGCUCAAAAGUAGCCAACCUUGCCCAGCUGGUCCGGCUGGAUAUUAAAGGAAACCGUCUGGAGUACUUACCUCAGGAGAUAGGGGACUGUCCCCUGCUGAGUGGGCUGAUAGUAGAAGAUAGCCUGCUGGAUCAACUGCCAUCAGAUGUAAGAAGCAAGUUAAAUAAAAGCUGAGUGUGUGGAGCUAAGGUUCGUCACAUACUUGUGUUUUCUAAUUGAAGAGUGGUGGGUGAGCUUGAAAAAACACUAUUGACCCGAAUAUUUUUGAGAGAGAAGGAAAAGGAAAACCCAAACCACAGCUGACCACUAAAAGACAACCAGUAACUCUAUAGCUGUAGACUUUCAUAGGACUGACCUAAAGAGGUGCUUGUGAGAACACAAAGGUCUAACACAGUUGGGUCAGACGGUCUUUAAUCUACCAGGUGCCUACCACGAAGACCAUGUGAUGUCAAAUUGUGCCAUAUGCAAACUGCAUACAUGGUGUAUUAAGUGGACAUGAUGAAGGCUGCCUCCCGCACGCUUUCUCCAGGCAGCUUAAACCACACAGUGUAUUUCCAGUAGUGAAAACACAUCUGUGGACAAGUGUGGAAAUCCUAAUUGUCCCAGUUUUGCAUAUCCAUUAAAAAAAGAUUUAAAGACUCUAUUUAAAAGCAGUCAUAACAAAAUGAUUCAUAUUUUUUGAUUUUCACAUUUGAAAAUGAUUUUUAUGUGUUGUCCUGAAAAUAGCAUCUUUUUUUGGUACAACUAUAUUUUAUUAAGUUAAAAUGUGUAAAAAAAACUACAUUUAAUUUUUACAAAACUUGAUUUUUACUUCAAUCGAUGACACAGAAAUGUAAAGUGGAACAAAAACAGUGUUGUAAUUCAAGAUCAGAUUAAUUAUACUGUAUGUGGGGAUGAAAUAAGAGCUAUAAGUACUUUACAGAAAUAAAACCGAACAAGCCUUAACAUUCAAAUGUUUUGGGACUGCACCUCCGUUUGUUUACUAAAGACUUUUGAACUGUAUCCUGCUUGACGGGUUUACACAGCGUGAAUAUGCAUUUCUUACUGUGUGGUGGUUCAUGUCGCUCUGUUUCAGUUUCAAAACACGUGGAGGGAGAAAAAGCCUUUCAGUAGCUGGAUAAAAGGUGUUCAUAUCUCUGUUUACACAUUCAGUCAAAUGGAGAAGUGAAUGAAUUCAUACUGGGGUGGUGUGAAUAAGGUAAAGGUUCACUCUAUACAACAUUGACUGUGCAUGACAUGAGUGCCAGCAGUAAUGGCUGCUGUUUCCACUAAUGUUUCAGCAUAAUACAGGUGAUAAGUUUAGGUGAUGUCCAGGCAGCAGAAUUUAAAAAGCUCUGGCACGUAAUAUGCAACUAUUGAAACUUGCUAACUUGGAUGACUAGGCUGAGCUGUUUAAAUGCUUCAGACUGGAUAUAUUAUUACUUGAAAUCUUGUUUCUCCUUCUUUUUAAAAAAUUUCAAACAUCCUUUAUACAAAUUUUAGAUGCAUGGAUUUUUUCCUUCACCAUUAUUUCCUCCAUUCACAUUUCAUGUUGAGACACACAUAAAACUGGUGCUUCUUGGCAACAGCUUCCACUGUUCAUAUGAACUGCAGUCGGUCAUGUUCUGGCUUGUGUGACUUGUUAAUAUGUUCAUGUCUAUCAGCACACUUACUUGCCCUUGAUUCAAGGAUUACUGUGUGUGCUAUUUUCUGUCACAUUUAAGAAUUGAGACGUUUUUAAGGCGAAUUUAGCGCUUGUUAUGAAGGGAAAUAAGCUGCACAGUAGGAAGUAAAUGAUUUGUCAAUAAUUUCUCUAUUUUUUUAACCCUUUCACGUAUAGCAGUCACUACAGUGGACAGCUAUUCAAAGGCUGUUUCUUGUAUUUGUGUCAGUGUUGAUGGUAUACACAUAAACCAUUACAUUGGACAGUGAUGUGUCAGUCCAUACACAUCAGUUGUCCACCUAAGUGGACAUGUAAAAAACUCUUUGAA